AUGCUGCUGGUGUUCCGCCAUAAUUUGCAGCUAAUUAUCGAACGUACGACAUUCGUACGGGAUUCGAUUGUUGGAUAUAAAAUUGGAAUUUUUGAUCGACAAAUUUGUCAGUUUACUAUUAAUGGGUAUUCUCCGAUACAUUCACGCAACCUGUCGCUUUUGGAGAAAAUAAUGGCACGAUGA
Messenger RNA from Phyllotreta striolata, 183 nucleotides. The record is from the annotation of a GenBank genome assembly. NCBI's taxonomy places the organism in Eukaryota, Metazoa, Arthropoda, Insecta, Coleoptera, Chrysomelidae.